Molecule: messenger RNA, 5820 nt
Organism: Paramuricea clavata
Lineage: Eukaryota; Metazoa; Cnidaria; Anthozoa; Malacalcyonacea; Plexauridae
Source: the annotation of a GenBank genome assembly
GGUCUGACCACAGUUAAUUGAAGGGGAUGGUUAGGCUAGCUCGUGACGUCACGGAAUAUGUUGCGGCCACUUGUAAUUUAGUCACGUGCACAAUAAGGUGCAUCCGGUUUAAAGACGCUGAAAGCUCGAAUUACAAAUUAUAAACACAUACUGUAUCGCUAACUUCGUCGUGAAGACAAAAGCAUUGUGCGUGGUCUGGCGAAUUUAUUUAUUUGGUUUAAAGUUUUUGAAGGAUAUGCCUGGCGCAAAUUGCGCUUUUUAUGGUUGUUCGACGAGCAGAAGCCACAAACUUUCGCUGUUCAAAAUCCCAACAAUUGGCGCGGCAGAUACUGAUUACACAAAGUCUGUGAAGAGAAAAACCCGUGAAGAAUGGCUUCGUUUAAUACAAAGAACGAGAGUUUUGACGCCAGAAUUAAAAGCCAGAAUAGAGGCGAAUAACAUUUACAUCUGUGAGCUACAUUUUAAGGCAGAAUGUAUAUUAGACGGUAAGUUUUUGCCACAUCUGUACGUAUCUUCACUUUAAAAUAUUCAUCAACCAGGAUUUAGCAUACAAGGCGUUGUUAAUUCAGCAUUUUUAAUAUCUGAAAAUUUGCAUAUUAUAUAGGAAAACGAAAGACAUUGGUGGCUGGGAGUAUUCCUACUGAGAAUCUACCUCAAAAAAAGUACGACGCUCCCAAACAAGAACGUCGUGUUCUUGAAAGAAAGCAACUCGAGGUUCCAAAGACGCCGCCAUUACUCGAUAUUAACACCUUUACUGAACAGUUGCAGCGAAAGGAAAUCGAACCGUGGAAAAUUGUGAAGUCAAACAACGAUGAAGUGCGACUGGAAUAUUAUGACGAUGUUCACAGUAUUCCAAAGUAUACAGUUAUUGUAAAUUCGGCGCUGGAAUUCAGUGUAUUUGUCUUCAACUGGUUGGUACCUGACCAGAACUUUGUAUACGUGGAAAACAAGCGUUCGGUCAUACAUGUGGAUAUUGUAGGGCUUUUAAAGUAUAUUGAAAGUUCCAAACUUUGUGAAGGCUUGGAAGAAGAUACUGAUGUUAAGUCUGUUGCUGUUGACCCCACUGAAAAACCAAACCCAACAAUUCAAACCUUGAUUGUCCGGCAUUCUGUUCCUAAAGUUAUUGAUCCUGAAGAACCACAUUUUCAAGUGUCCAUUCGAUACCGCUCAGUUGGUUGUGACACUCUCACUAGCAGUGAACACUCGAAUAGUUCAUGUAAACCUUGUGAAUCUGCCCUGAAGAAGAUGAAGAGGGCGGUCAAAAGGAAAAACAGAGGAUCUGCAUCACCAGCUAAAGCAAAAGCACCAUUAAGUAAGUGUGGACCAAAGAAAUUACAGUCAACAGUUGUUUCAACAAGACUGCAAGUGAAAGAUUUAGAGGAUCGCCUGCAGCAGCUGCAGAAAGAGAUACAACAGCACGGUGUUGGUAUUAGUGAAACUCUCGAGAAGGACAUUCUCACAAUAAUGGGAGGCAAAAAUCUUGAUGCCACACCACACAUGAAGUUUUUUUGGCAGGAGCAAAUCAAGCUUUUGCAAUCAUCCAAAAUGGGUAGAAGAUAUCAUCCCCAAGUCAUCCGAUUUGCUCUAUCUAUACACAGCAAAUCUCCAUCUGCUUAUAGGGAAAUACGAGACAGUGGUGCCCUUGUUCUUCCUAGCGAACGAGUUCUUCGGGACUAUAAGAAUUACUUCAAGCCCAAACCUGGGAUCAAUAAAGAGAAUGUCGAAAGUCUACGUGAGAAAACAACAUCUUUUACUUCAGUACAACGAUAUGUUGCCGUUGUCAUGGACGAGAUGAAAAUACAAUCGAGUCUUGUGUUUGACAAAGUUUCUGGAGAUCUUAUUGGUUUCAUCGAUCUGGGAGAUCCUAUGACAACCUUUGCUUGCCUUAGUGAAGAUGAUCCUAUUGCAUCCCACGCCUUGGCAUUUCUUGUGAGGGGAUUAUGCACUGAUUUGAAGCAUAUCAUUGCAUAUUUCUUCACAGGAAAUGUCACUUCCUUCCAAAUAAUGCCACUCUUUUGGAGAAUUGUUGCAGUCCUAGAAGUGUCACUUCACCUAUCUGUCAUUGCAGCUGUUAAUGAUGGAGCUUCCCCAAACCGCAAGUUUUUCCGACUACAUUCAAAGAUUGCCAAGGAAGUGGAUUCUGAUGUGGUGUAUAAAACACCAAAUAUUUAUGCACCAUCACGCUUCAUAUUUUUCUUUGCUGAUUCACCACACUUGAUGAAAACAGCAAGGAACUGUCUCUACAACUCAGGUUCUGGUAGUCGGAGCCGCAUGAUGUGGAAAGAUGGGAAAUAUCUGCUUUUCCGUCAUAUAGCAGACCUGUUUUACAGUGACAGUGAGUUUGCAUUGCAUACUCUACCCAAGCUGACUUUUGAGCAUGUUGUCCUUACACCCUAUAGCAAGAUGAAGGUACAGUAUAUAAUUAUUAUUGGACAUUCCAUGUACAGUUUAUAUAAUGACAUUGAUUUGUUUUUUUAUUUCCUUUAGGAAGUGAAAUGAAAUAAUAUUUAUAAGUAGCUAAUACUAUGACUAGAGGGAAAUUAGUGAUUAACUUGCCGAACGUCUAGGCAUUCAAAGAGCUACUUUCACAAAACUUCCAGAGGCGAAGGGCAAUUUAAUAUAUUUCACGACAAGUCAUUGUAUUAAUUUGUAAUAUUAAUUGUGAAUGCCAAGGGCAGAUUGCACAUGGUGUGUUAGUCUGUUUUGAAUACUGUGGAAUGAACACUUUUAUAUAAUUAUAUGAAAGUGAUCAUGAAACUUCUCAUUCUUUCUAGGCAUGCGCAUAAACUGAAAAUUGAGGUGGUCAUGAUAUUACUGUAAAUAUUAAUAUUAUCAAUAUUCUUUUGAUUAGGUCAAACUUGCUGUGCAGGUUUUAAGCCAGUCAGUUGCCAUUGCUCUGAGAGAAUCUGAUGAUGAAGAUGUCACUGCAACAGCAGAGUUUUGUGACAUGAUGAAUAGGUUUUUUGACUGCACAAAUGUAAGGUCAUUGACCGAGCAUAGCAUGAAAAGAAACCCAUUCAUCAGACCAUAUUCCUCCCCUGAAGAUGAACGGUUAACCUGGAUGAAAGAAGUGUUCUUGAAAUACCUCAAUGAUUGGAAAGAAAGCACACUCGCCCGGGACGGGGACUUCUCUUCUGAUGAUCGAGCGAAAAUGUUCCUUUCAUCCCAAACCUAUGAAGGCCUAAAGAUCUCAGUGUAUUCUCACACUGAAGUAAUUACCUUUCUGUUGGCACAAGGAUUUCAGUAUGUAUUAACAGAGAGGUUCAUGCAAGAUGUGCUGGAAGACUACUUUGGUCACCAAAGAGAACAGGGAAGAAGAUCUGACAACCCAACUGCCAGACAGUUUGGAUACAAUGACCUCACAAUUGCCACCCAAAGAGACAUCGCUCCUGUCAUUAGAGGCAAUGUUGGUGGGCGAUAUGAAAAAGUUAAAUGGCACAAGGUGAGCGAUGAGCCUGUCAAGAAACGACAGAAGAAAAAGAAAGAUUGAAAGCUUCACACUACUGUGAAGUGUAUAUUUAAAUAACUAAUGGUGUGGUACAUUAUAACUAUAUUUUUAUGACUUAUUCAUGUUCAUGUCUUUGUUCAUGUCUUUCAUAUCAAACCAGUUAGAGACCUCAUGUUUGAUGACACAAUUACAGUAGUCAAAUUCAUUGGUCAUGCUAUGCUCAUGAAAAUAUAUUACUUUGCUUUAGGAAUCAUUGCAACUUGUGCAUGCAAAUUUUAUUUGUGUAUACACAAAUAGAUUUGAUCUAUAAAGGAUACUAUGAAUGAAAAAGUAACAGCAUGGUUAAUACUAGUUAUGUUACGUUAAGGUGCACCCACACCAGGCAAGCUUGAAAAGUAUGCCUGACCAUGGUGGAUUUGAUUGGACCUACAACUAGGUCAUAGGUUUGAUGCCCCCACCACCGUGGCCAGGCAUAUUGCACUAGUGAAUUGAACCUCAAAUUCCGACCCCGGCAGCCAGGUACAGUAAUUUAACAAUUAACAUUUUUAAGCUGAGAGCCUAUCCAUGGGGUUUAGGGGUCAGGAUUUCAAUUGACUAGUACAUAUAUUUCAAGCUUGCCUGGUGUGAGUAUGGACUCCAGAGUAGAGUAACACUACAUGUACAAGCAUCUUAUUCACCUGAGUACUUUGGCCACCACAGAAAAAAUCAUAGCAUGCAUGAUUAAUCCACUAAGCUGCAGUGCACCCUACUUAUUUUUUUGACAAAUGCCAGACGAUUUUACUUGUCAAUGGGGAAGCUCUAGAGCUUAAUGGGUUAAUGCAGAGCUUUCCUGUUGACCAGUAAAAUUGUCUGGCGUUAGACAAGUAAAAACUAUGUCAACACUAUAAAAUAAUUAGAGAUAGUGCUGAAGUAUUGUAAAUAUUUAAUUUGAAAUCUGAAUUCAUUUGUUACAAGUUUCAGUACUUUAAUUCUUUCUUUCGUUUCAAGUCCUUUCUAAGGGCCUUAGACUUCGUUUGCUUUUGGUUGAUUUUAUAUUUACUUAUGAAGUCUCGUGCAUAGGAAAACGAACGAACUCGCAAAUAUAGUCCAAUAAUGUUUUCUAAGCACAGUUUUUGUGUAGAGCACGACUGGUCUAUCCCAGAAUCUAAAACAAUGUUUUCCCAAAGCGAUUUGACAGUUGGAGAGUUUAACGUAGAAGCACAGAUAAUGUCUGUUGAUAUGUUUCGUACUGCCAGCUCAGUCGUUGUAACAUGUCUUCGGAAAGAAAUCUCUGCUUCUUCCAAUAUUGCAAUUAAAUCCCCACAAGGUUCAACAAGUCCUCCACGACUACGAGCUGAAAUAAAAGUGUCGCCCUCAGUAGUUGACUUUAAGGAACGCAUCAACGCUUGUAAUUUCUCAUUGGAUGUAUCCUUUCUGUUUCUAAACGUUUGAUAAAUCUUCGAAAUUAUAUAUCCUGCGAUAUAUGACAAAGGACCACGUUCGGAUUGAUCAAGCUCUAUAGGGUUGCUUGUUGUAGGGGUCGAUGUUGUCGCUUUGUCUGCUUCUUUCCGAGAUCGAGCUUCCUUGAAAAACACGACUAAGCGGUCUGGUAUUUCGAUCAUAAUCAAAUUAGCUACAUUUUGGUCAGCACAGUUUGUAAACAUGUCACAACUAGUCGGUAACAGCCCAUAAAAUUCUUCCAGCAAUUUGUCUCGAUUUUGUUUGCGGCAAAACAUGUUGUAUAUGGGUGUAACAGCUUGGAAUAAAGCUUUACUCGAAGAAACAUUUUUAAGAGCAUCAUUUAUUUCAUGCCCAAACAGAUCGUCCUUGAUAAGUUUUGUCUUAAUCGCUUCGACAAUGGAAACAAAAUUUUCUUCCGACAGAUGUGUUUCUUGCUCGGAGAUACUUGACGAAGAAUCAUUUUCGCGAUGUUUGGAGUUGGUAUGCCUCGUCAAGCUGCCUUUCGACUUGCAUAUUUUUGUGCAUUUGGGACAAGGAAACGACUUUUUACCUUCGAUUUCUGUCACAGCCUCAACAAAUUCAGCAUCGAUCUCAUCACUUUCAGCUUCAACAACAGCGACAGACAAAUUUAAAUAAAAUGCAUCAUCUGACAAGUCAUCGGCUGGCGUUUCGAACCACGUCUCCGUUUCGUAAUGCUCACUGGGGUCAUCAACAUACUCAUCAGACAAAUUGUAUUCUUCCUCAAUAUCUAUUUCACUCUCCAUAGCGUUUUCUUUCCUUUUAGGCGUGAAACAAGCCCACUAUUGAGAGUUUUAUACAGCCUAAUGUAAUUUGACACUGUAAUUUUAUACAUUGAAAUCAACCGGAAAUCAACAUGAUGCACCUUAUUGUGCACGUGACUAGUUUUUCCUUUGAACCUCAACAUAAUUUGC